Molecule: messenger RNA, 483 nt
Organism: Cooperia oncophora
Lineage: Eukaryota; Metazoa; Nematoda; Chromadorea; Rhabditida; Trichostrongylidae
Source: the annotation of a GenBank genome assembly
AUGGAGACGCAACAUGUCGUGAAUGGUGAACUCGCUCACGGCUUCGAGAACCUCAUCUGUGUGAGGUGUAACGACGGCUUCUCCCUACAGGAUCAAAUCGUGAACUCAUCCGGACAAGUGUGGCAUUCAGAAUGCUUUGUAUGUGCACAAUGUUUCGAACCAUUCCCCGAUGGUAUAUAUUUCGAAUUCGAAGGCAGAAAGUACUGUGAACACGACUUUCAUGUACUGUACGCUCCUUGCUGCGGAAAAUGCAAUGAGUUCAUUAUUGGUCGCGUGAUCAAGGCUAUGAAUGCCAGUUGGCAUCCAGAUUGUUUCCGUUGUGAACUCUGCUCGAAAGCACUAGCCGAUAUCGGUUUUCUAAGAAAUGCUGGAAGGUUAGUGGAGUUUUUGUGGGAAUAUAUGCUUCAAAACUUUUCCCAUCUAAUGCGUAGCUAUGUGAUCAUUUUGCUGCAGGCCAUCUUAACAGGGCCAAAACAGGGCUGA